Messenger RNA from Trichoderma virens Gv29-8, 2112 nucleotides. RefSeq lists its product as uncharacterized. The coding region runs from base 1 to 2112 and encodes 703 amino acids. Gene Ontology annotation, molecular function: RNA polymerase II cis-regulatory region sequence-specific DNA binding; DNA-binding transcription factor activity, RNA polymerase II-specific. The transcript is spliced from 2 exons. Gene Ontology annotation, biological process: regulation of transcription by RNA polymerase II. Lineage: Eukaryota; Fungi; Ascomycota; Sordariomycetes; Hypocreales; Hypocreaceae. The record is from RefSeq and is a predicted model, not a curated record.
AUGGCGGCUGCGUUUCGCCCCGUCAACACCCCACUCGCAGCGGAAAUUUCCAGGCAGGACAUCAUGUCACCGAAAAACUCGUCUCCUCGUCCCAGCACAGCACCGCAGUCUCAGCUACAGCCCGCACUCUCGCCCGACGAUGGCAAGACGCCAACCCGAGCUACCUUUAGCAGCAUCAAUAUGGCCAGCCAGAGGCCUUUGCCGCCGAGUCCAUUUCCCCAAGUGACGCCCGUUGCUGAGUCUCCCGAGGACGCCCUGCACCACGACGGCUCACAGCAUUCUACCAAAUCGCCCAACCGAAACUCGCUGGACGUAGAUAUGGACGACUCGGAUGGAGACAUGGUCGAUGAUGGUGUUGGCUCCGAUGGCGAGAGCGUGAAUGCGGAUGGAUCAAGGUCAAAUAAGAAGAAGAAGUCUCAGCGCUUCUACUGCACCGACUAUCCACCAUGUAACCUGAGCUUCACACGGAGCGAGCACUUGGCUAGACAUAUACGAAAACACACCGGAGAGCGACCUUUUCAAUGCCACUGCUCCAGGCGGUUCUCCAGGUUGGAUAACCUGAGACAACACGCUCAAACUGUCCACGUCAAUGAAGAUAUCCCCAUCGACUCUCUUGCGGCUACUGGUUCGAGAUUUCAACGGCAGAUUAGGACCGAUAGGGUUCGUCAAGCCGGUAACAGGGCGAGAGCGUCCACUGGUGGCAGCGCUGGCGGUCCUGUUCGAGGACAUUCCAAGUCUCUCUCAACCUCCAGCAUCUCCAGCAUCGCGUCUGUGGCAUCGGCCUACAGCCCUCAAAAUGAUCCUCGUCGACGGCCUCCCCCUCUUGUCAUGGCAGCUGAUCCCCGCUCCAGGCUGUCUAUGGAAUCCUACCGCAGCAGCACCGACAGCACCUUUUCCUAUCGACCUCAGUCACCCGGAGAUUUCAGCACCCCGACGUCUGCCACUUUCUCAACCGCCCAAAGCAGCCCGCGAUGGGGCUCUAGUGUGGCGUCUCCAGCGUCACACUCUCACUCGCGAUCUCAGAGCAUGUACGUCGUGGGAUCUCGGACUCCUGGCCGUCGGUUGAGCGUUCCGUCAGGCGCCAACCCAUUCCAGUUCAGCCAGGUUCAGCCUCCGGGUCGCUCGACCGUUGGGCCCCACCUCAUGAACAGCUCCCAUGCUGCAGCCUUUCAACCUCCAAAUGCGAAUAUGGUUUCGUCACCAACCGUUUCGCCUUCUGUGUUUUCUGGCAGAAGAGAGUCCAUUGCGAGCACAGGCGAGGAGGCAUGGCGGCGGCGAACCUGGCAUCCUGAUAGCCGUAGCUUCGGCAGUACUGCCCAGCUGAACGCCGCUCUCAGCCAGUCCGUGCGGCCAAAUCCCCCGCCGCCUAUUGCGAAUCCAACAGGCCCCCAGUCCAACCUUCGCCUUCCUGGCAUCGAGUCUUUUGACCCUCUCCCUCGUUCAGCCUCGCCCCCGAGGCGUAACGCAUCCCCAAUGACUGUUGACUCUGAACCUGCCCUUCGACCCCCAGUGAUGGAGGCCAUUCAAGCUGACGAGAGGCGCAACCUCAACAUGUAUGACGUCAGCUUGCAGCGCGGUUUGGGUCGUCUUGACAUAGGACACAAGACUCCUCCUCGCGACAGUGCCGGAAUAUGGGCAUCUGAAGUCCACAAAGCGGUCCAAAACAAGGUUGACCAGGCACGCCUGAACCCACCAACGGUCCGAUUUGAAGAGCAGUCAAGGCCAAGCCACCAGGUCCAACCUUCGGCCACACCGGGUCGAUCCUUUCACCAGCAUACUAUGUCUGCUCCUACCCUUGCUAGGGAACCAAGAGGCCAUGGAUGGCACCAAUCGCCUCAAGACAUGCGGAACCCCCAUGUUGAUCGGAUGGUGCACCCCAACUUCAAUGGCUUUGCUGGUUUUCCGGCACGAGAGUCUCAAGAGCAUCAACAGCAGCAGCAUUACCAUCAGCAGCAGCCGCUCCAACAGCAGCAAAUGCAGCAGCAACAGCAACAGCAGCAGCAACAGCGUCAACAACAGGAACGCUCAAAUAACCCUGAUUCGUUGAGACGACUCGAAGCUUUGGUGGCCGUUGCCACCAGCGAAGGCUCCAACACCGCCGCCGCCUACUAA